CAAACGUGACCAAAGCCUCAUCUCUCUCUGUUUUUGCAGUUUCGUCGCCCAGUGGAAUAAAAACAAUGUCUUUUCACAAGAUCGUGUCGACGUUGUGAGGAUUCAGGUGGACUAUUCAUGAAGUUGUGAAUCCGGUCUGAAGUGACAACAUGCUGAAAUGGCUUUCUGGUGAAGAGGGAGAGCCUGGCUCUGCAGGUCCAGGCUCUCCAGGCCCCCCCCGCGGCGCUGCUGGUGGCGGUGUUGAGGUCGCUGUGGAGGAAGUAACAGAGCGACUCACCCAAACUGAGCUGCUGGUCACUCAGCUGAAGGAGUUGAUCCGGGAGAAGGACGCAGCGCUUCACUCCAGAGAUGAGCAACUGAAGGUAGAGAAGCAGACGUGUGAGUCCAAACUGUCGAAGCUGCGUCUGCAGAACAAGGCCAAGGUGACCUCGCUCACCUGUCAGCUGGAGGAGCUGAGGAGGCAGCAGGGAGGUCCGGGCACGCCCACUCACAGCAAGAAGGGAUCGUCAGAAGGAGAACACGCCAGUCGAGGAAAGAUCGUCUUGCUAAAGAAGAAGGUGGAGGAGCUAGAACAGCAGCUCGCACGAAGACAAGAGGACCUGGAACACAAGAGGAAGGAGGCGGAGUCACAGUGGCAGCGCGGCGAGGAAAUGGACGCCAUGCUGACGGAGAGGGACAGGAAGCUGGCAGACAAAGAGGCUUAUAUUGUUCACCUGCAGACAGCGCUGGCUGGAGAUCAGCCCAUCACACCGGCACCACAGCAGCAGGAGGCGGAGGACGGUGGAGCGAUGCAGGAGCUGCAGCUGCUGGUGCAGAGCCUCACCAGGAAGGUGGGAGAGGCAGAGGAGCGCUACAGUCUGCUGCAGGAGCAGACGGACAGCUUCAAAGAGCUGCUGGCCACGGAGAAGGAGCAGCACGUCCAGAGGGAGGAGAUGUACAAGCAGAACAUCCAGACAUUCAAAGAUAUCAUGAUCCAGAAAGAUCACCAGGUGAUGGAGAUCAACCAGAUGCACGAACAGGAGCUCUUCAAGCUAGUGGCCAAGUCUGACGCCAGCGCAGACUUGGACCAGCUUCUGAAGGCUCUAAAGCAGAAGCUUCAUGAGAAGGAGGAGGUGCUUCUGGGUAAAACACAGGUCAUCGAUGUUCUCCAGGGAGAGGUGGACGGCCGGGACCAACAGAUAAAGGAUCUUGCGGAGCGGCUGCGUCGGCUGCACGUGGAGCGAGAGAGCCUGGCGUCCAAGAUGGAGGCCGAGAAGCACGUGAUGCGAGCACAACUCCGCGACCUGAUGGAGAAGCAGCAGGCGGAGGUGCAGCGAGUGACGGAGCAGCAUCAGGCACAGACGGAUCAAACGCAGCGGGAUCUCCUGGGGCAGCUGGAGGAGCUGAGGAGGUGCUCGGGAGGUGGACGCACACCCGCAGACUCCGCCUCCACGCCCGCAGACUCUGCCUUCAUGCCCGCAGACUCCACCUCCACGCCUGCAGACUCCGCCUCCAGCCAAAGGAUCGCGGAGCUGGAAGCCCAAGUGAAGCAGAAAACGGAGGAAGCGAGCAGAUCAGAGGCCAAGUUCCUGAAAACGAAGGCCUGGUCUAAGUCUCGGAUCAGACAGCUGGAGGAGGAGCUGAAGAAGAGCCAGGUGAGAUGUUCAGUUAUUAUGACUGUCACUGAUAAACAUUAUUUACAUUUCAUUUUGAAUAGUUCAGUGUUUUGUGAAUAUUCAGUGUUCUGUGCAUUGAGACCGGCUCUGGAUCAGAAGGCGUUCAGGACUUUGUUUAAAGACACCGCUCUGCUUCACAUACCCCCCCAACAGGAGGACUUUGAGUUUGACGGACAGGCCUCGUUCCAGGACCCCCGGAGCCCCUCAGAGAGCACCACCCCGAUGGAGGGAGAGAACAUGGGAGGUUGGUGGCCCGAGUACAGUACUCCCGACACAGACGGUCUGCGGUCCGUCGUGGAGGAGCUGGAGCUGGAGCGGAACCAGCUGCAGGAGCAGAUCCUGAGUCUGGAGGAGCGCUGUCAGGAUCUGGAGGACCGGCUGCAGCUGCAGGCUCGCAUAGAGGCCUUACAGAACGAGUCGGAGAGACUGCAGAGCCAGCUGGCCGGCCUCCGAAGUCAACAGAGCAGAGAUGCAGAGAACCACCAGCUGCUGGUCAGCAGUCUCAACGAGCAGCUCAAAGGACUCAGUGACACACAGGAGUGCCUGGAAAGCUCCCUCAUCGAGAAGGAGAAUACGUUGGCCAAGACGUCCGAGAAACUGGAGCUCAUCAGCGGCCUCCGAGAAUCUCUGAGUGAAAAAGAAAUUCAGUGCAAAGAGGUGUCUGACAAGCUCCUUCAGGCUGAGCACACCCUUGAGAACGUUUCCAAGAGAUGCAGCAGCUCAGAGAAACAGUGCUCUGAGCUGAGAACAGAAGUCGUCGACCUCACGCAGAAGCUCAGUGUGCUGAAGGAGAAGACACAAAAGCAGGAAGUCACCAUUGAAACUCUACAAACGGAGCUCGAUCAGACAAACGAGGAGCUGGACAAAUUAAACUCUGCCCACUUGGAAGAACGAGCCCAGCUCAUUCACGACCUUCAGGGCUGCGAGCGUGAAAUCGACAGACUCAAAGACGCGCUGUUGGAAAAGGAGGAGGAGAUACAAACCCUCGCUGGAAACAUGGCGGAGUACGCGGAGCAGGUCGCAGUGCUGAAGCAGGAGAUCAAACUCAAAGAGGAGAACCUGGUUCGUGUAGAAAACGCUCUGAGUAAGGCAGAGCGGGAGGCCACGGUCAUCAGAGAGUCUCAGACUUCAGAUCAGCAGGCGCUGGAUAGCAAGAUCACAGAGCUGGUGGAGAAAGUAAAGGAUGCUGAGGAGGAGGUGCUCAAGGCCAAAGAGGAACGAGAGUCUAGAGAGGCUGAGCUGGAACAUCUGAUAAAGCAAACGCAGGAGGACAAGAGGACUAUCCUGGACCUUCAGGGGGAGAUCCAGAAGCAGCUUGUGAGCCAUUGCAAUCAUCUCUCUGAAUGUGAAACACACAUCGCUUCACUGAAAGAGCAGCUGACUGCGUCCAUACAGAAGCAGCGGGAGUCAGAAGAAGUCCUUUUGCAGCUCAAGGACAGACACACCGGCAGUGAGCAGCUACAGCAGCAGCUGAGCGAGAAAGAACAGACGUACGAAAGAGAACUGAAGUCUUUCAAGGAUGAACAGAACAAACUGCUGGCACAGGUGGAAGAACAUAGUAAGGAAAUGCAGACGUUGUCCAAACAGUUAGAGGAGCAAAGACAGAGUGAGGAGCAUAUCAAGAAGGAGAUUCAAGAGAAACUGGAAACCAUAGAGACGCUGGAGAACCAACUAAAGACGACUGACAAACAGGCCGAGGACGAGAGGCAGAAAUUCAACAACGAACUGCAAAACCGGGAUUCAGAAAACGAGAAACUGAGCAGCGAAGUUCAAAGCAAAUCUGAAAAUAUCUCCAAACUCAAGAAUCUAUUAAAAAGCAUCAAGAUGGAGAAAAAGCAGCUGCAAGAGAAACUUAAAGGGCUGACAGAGGAGCUCCAGCAGCAGAAGCAGAACGUUAACCAGCUUGGUGAAAAGAUUUUGUCCGCUCUUGAACUCAACCACAGUCUUGAGACUCAAGUAGACGGUCUUACAAAAGAGAAAGAGAGACUCGAACUGGAAGUAACCAGGAGUGUAACAACUAUCUCAGGAGUUUCUCUUGAGAGGGAUUCGUUGCAAACCAAAGUGUCCACAUUGGAAACACAGCUUUCACAAAACAACUUGAUAGUUGAAGGGCUACAAAAAGAUAAAGAGGAUCUGACUCUUCGAGCUCAUGCGUUAAACAAAGUUGUCGAGCAAAGCACGAACUCAAACUCAGAGAUUCUGCUGGCAAAAACCAACGAAUGCAGUAACCUCAGCCAGUUGCUCAGGGAGAGAGAGGAAGAGGUGACGCGACUGCAGCAGCAAGUGCAAAGCUUGUCGUCGAAGGUGGACCAGCUCCAGCAGGAUCACCGGUCGCAGGUCGAGGCCCAACAACAGCAGCAGACGCAGCUUCAGGAGACACUGUCUCUGCUUCGAGAGCAGGAAUGCAGUCUGAAGUCAGAGUUAAAGGAGAAGGAGACCAUGUUGACAAAGAAGCAGGAAGGGAACCACAGUUUGCAGAACGAGAUCACACACCGGGAACAUAUUGUGAUCAAACUACAGGCAGAAGCUGCUUUGCUAAAUGAGGAGCGCUCACAGCUUCGCCAGCUGAUUGAGGAGCGAGAAGAAACGUUGAAAAAUGUGACACAACAGAGUCAGAAACACAAAGAGGAAGUGGACGAUACAAACAACACCGUCAAGUCUCUGAGUGAGCAGAUCCGCGUCAUGGAGGAAAACGCCAGGAAGCUGGAGUCCGAAGCAGAACUGAGGCAAACGGACCUGGCCGGUCUAAACGGCCACAUCCAGGCGGUGACGGAGCAAAACCACCAACUCCGUGCUGCUUGUGAGUCCAGAGAGAAGGAGCUCGCUCUGCAGGCACAGGUUCGGUCUGACCUCGAUGGACGGCUUAAAGCGACUCUCGAGCAGAACGCCAGUUUCAGCCUGAAGAUUAGCAGCUUCACAGAAAGCAAUGAGAGACUCCAGGAGGAGUUAGCACAGAACAUCAAAUCAGCUUCUGAACUAACCGCUCAGAGGAGUUCACUCCAAGAACACAACUCUGGGCUGGAAAUUCAAAUCUCAGAGAAUCGGAAGAUAAUCGACGGCCUGUUGGAGGAAAAGGAGGAGCGUGCUUCUGCAGAAGACAAAUUAAAAAAGAUCCUCAAGGAGAGCGAACAGUCGAACUCUGCAGGUUUGCUUGAGAAAACAAGUGAAUGUGCGUCUCUGUCAAAAACGUUAAAGGAGAGAGAAGAGCAACUUGAAAGUCAACGAGAACAAGUUAGUCGACUUGUCACGUCGUUGAAUGAGAAGCAGAACCAACUGCUGCAACUUCAGGAUACUGUGUCAAUGCUUCAGGAGCAAGGGUCUGUGCUGAAGUCAGGGCUGCUGGAGAAAGACGCCGUGUUUCAGCAGAAAGCAGAGGAGUGCAGCGUUCAUCAGAAUGAAGCGGUGCAGCUGAAGGCCCUCGUGUCCCAGAUGCAGAGUGAAGUAGAGACACUCAGGAAAGAGACAAAUAUAAUAAUGGAGCAGAAAGAACAGACAUUAAAAGACUCGAGGGAUGAGUUUCAAAACCAGAAGGACGAGCUGAGUAAACGAAACGAGUCGGUGUUCUCGCUCAGCGGUCAGCUCGGCGCCAUGAACGAGAGCGCUGCAGAGAUGGAGGUUGAGAUGACCGGCCUGAAGGCCGCCGUGCAGAAACUCGCUGCGGAAAACGGUCAGCUGACUCAGGAUGAGGACCGGAGGAAAGCAGAGAUCGUCGAUUUUAACGACAACAUUCAAGCACUGAGCGAGCAGAACGCAAGGUUGAAAUCUGAACUUCAGAAAACGGUGACAGAGUUUUCUAAAACGCGCAAAGAGGUUGAACAUCUCAAAACGGAAGUCUGUGAGGGAGACGGCAAACUCCAAACUGCAGACUCGGAGAAGGAGAGGCUUCACUUGACCUUGCAAGGAAAAGAUGACUCCCUGAAACAGCAGGAGAGUCUGAUCCAGCAACUCACCGGUAGGAUCUCUGAGCAGGAGGAGCAGCUGAAACAGGAAGCAGAUGACAAUGCGAGUUUAAGUGCAAAAGUUUCAGAGCUUGAAGAGUCCAUCUGUCAACUCAGAGGACAAGUUGACAGUCUUUCUUCAGAGUCUUCCGUACUGAAAAAUACUUUGGAGAAAAAAGAACAGCUGAGUCUUGAAUAUCAGAGUCACUCUUCAGCUGCCGUCCAGGAUCUCAAGUCAAACCUACAAGCCAGAGAGGCAGAGAGUGAGGGCUUAAAAGAACAGACGUCCCACCUCGAAGAAUCAGUCACAAAGCUCAACAGCAGCCUCCAGGUUCAGAUGUCUGAGGUGGAGAAUCUCAAAAAGGCCUUUGAAGAAAAGGAGGCAGCUCUUUUGGACCAAUCAAAGUCUCUUCAGGAUGAGGCUUUGCUCUUCAAGUCUCAGUUCAUGGAAAGCACAGAGUCGGUGUCACAGCUUCAGAGUCACAUUCAGCUCCUGUCCGCCGAGUCCGGAAACCUCAAAACGUCAGCAGAGGAAACACAAAGUGCCUUCAACAACCUUCAAGAGAAAUACACGGCUAACUUAGAGGAGCUGCAGCAUGUGAGGAAGCAGCUGUCCCAGAUGACCGAGGAGGUGUCCAACCUUCGGAGGUUAAUGGACGACACCAGUGACGAACGUCAGACGACUAUAGAAACACUGAGGAAUGAGUUAUCUCGGAUCCAUCACAAAGUUCAGAAAACCGAAGACCUGAACUCCAGUCUUUCGAAGGAAAAGGAUGAAGCUUUUGCUUCCCAUCAGGCCAGCGUGUCGCUGCUGACCGUCGAAAUUGAACGACUCAAAUCACAACAUCUUCACGUCGUGGCACAAAUGAACGCGCUGACGGAAAACCUGGAGCAGAGGGAAAUGGCUCUCCAUGCAAUUAACAGUCAGUACACAUCCCAGGCCAAACACGCAUCCCAGCUGGUCUCAGAAAUGCAGAAACUAGAACAGCAGAACAAGAGGCUGAAUGAGGAGAUCGGUUUGUCAAAGGAGGAGCACCAGAGGCGUCUCACGGCUGUCAGUAAUGAAAACAGACAUUUGCAAGAGGAGGUUAGGAAACAUCUCGCGGAGAGGGAAGAGCUGGAAAGGAAACAUCAUCAAGUACGAGCGUCGCAGGUCCAGAUGGAGCAGCAGUCCAGCAGCUUGAGCCUAAUAAUGGAGCAAACGAUGUCCGAGAAGGAGAGCCUUCAAGCAAAGGUUAGUGCCAAAGACGAAGAGGUUUCUCGAUUAAAAGAAAACAUUGAAAAGAUAGAGCAGAUUCUGCAGGAUUCUGAGAAAGAGUGGCUGUUAGUUCUGGAUAGAGAUAAACAGGAUAGGAACCUGCUUGCAGAACAAUUAAAAAGUGUUGAAAAUGAAAUGAAAUCUAAAGAUGUUAAAGUUAAUGCUUUGAAAGGAGACUUGGACAGCUUGCAGGAGAAGCUAGCUGAGGCCUCCUCCGCUAUCAGGCAGAGGUCUGAUCAGCUGAGCGCCAAAGAGUCGGAGGCGUCAGCGUCCAGGAUUCAGCUUGAGAAGGUGUUAGCGUCUGUUCAGGAAAAGGAUAAUGACAACACUAAUUUGCAGCAGGCUCUAAAAGCUGCAGAACACGCGUUGCAAAAACUUGUAGCGAGAAAAAUUGGUGCCGACAAAGAGUCUGAGAGAUCAGCUGCUUCUUUACAGGACGUGAUAAAACAAUUACAAGAAAGCCAUCAGUCCGAGGUAGAUGCUUUGAGAGAUGAGUUGGAGGAAACUGUUGCACAAUUACAAAAAACACAGAGCACACUCAGUCGAGGAGAGAUUAGUAACGAUGAGAAGGGUCAACAAAUUCUUCUUUUGAAAGAGAUGGUGGAGCAUCUGCAGACUCGACUGGAUGCCGAGUUAGAGACGGUGAAAGAAGCUGCUGUCAAACACUCUUCUUUACACGGAGAAUCACAAGCAAAAGAUGAGCAGAUCAACUGUAUGAGCGUUCAGAGCAGUCAGCAGAAGGAGUUACUCGCUGGACUUAGUCAGCAGUUACGGGAUAGAGAUGCAUCCAUCGCCCAACUUAUCGAAUCUGCCUCAAAUGAGAGAAUGAAACUUGGUGAGGAAAAGACUUCUCUGACGGCACGAUUGGAAAGUGUUGAGCGAGAACACGAAACCUCCACGAAGAGGCUCGAAGAGAUCUCUCAGCAGUUAGAGGAGCGUCUGUCACACUCUCUGAGUGAACUCGAGACCAAGAAUUGUGAGAAGCUUGAGCUGAUCAACACCAAUGACGAUCUAAAGAGUGACGUGGCCAAGGUGUCUAAAGAGAAGGACGCAACCAAGAAGAAGCUUCAGGCUGCUCUCCUUGUAAGAAAGGAUCUGUUGAAAAAAAUUGAGCAAUAUGAAAACCAAAACGAUAAAAGUGAGGUAUUACUUUUGCAGGAUAAAUUAGAAGAGGUAACAAAUCAAGCUCAGGCCACUGCAGAGAUGUAUCAAGAAAACCAUUCUCUUCUUGAAAAGAAACUUCUUGAGAAGGAAGGAGAGAUUCUCAGACUCAACACAGAAAGUGAAAGACUUGUGGAACAAUUGCAGUUGGAAAAACAAAUGCUGCAAGCCGCGUUCAGUGAGAAAGAAGUGAGUUUGUCGGAAACUUUGCAGACGCUGACUGAGAAGAGCAUCCUCGUGGAGCUGCUGCAGUCCAGAGCCGCUGAGAGGGAUGAGGCGUACGAGCGAGACAGGAACGGCUGGGUGCAGAAAUCAGAAGAGCUUCAAAAGGAAAUCAAGACGUUCAAAGAAGACUUGGAGGACAGAUCUUCCUCCGCUGCUUCUGCCGUCGAUUUGGAAAAUGAGCUUGUUCAAAUGAAGCUUGAAAAGGCGAAGGUACAGAAAAAGGCCCAGGCUGCCUUGCUGGCACGCAAAGAGACGCUGAAGAAAGCUCAAGAGAGCGAAAAGAAGUUAACCCAAGAGCUGGCUGAGCUGAAAGACGACUACAAGGCUCUCUUGGAGCAACGCUGCCAGCAGACGAACGAGCUGAACGCCGUCCAGGUGGACUUUGACGAGAAGGUCAGGGAGCUGAAGAAACUCCGUCAGAGGUCGUUGUCCGAUCUAGACGAGCUGGACACUUUAAGACAGCUUGUCGAAGAGAGGGAUACAACUCUACAAGAUCUGAAGAUGUCUCUGGCUGAGAAGGAGAGCCAGUGCCAUUCUCUGUCAAACCUGCAGACAGAGCUUGAAAAUGUUAAAUCCAAAUUUGAGAGCUUGUCUCUUGAGAUGGUGAUUAAGGACGAGGCUCUGGUAGUCGGUGAGCGAAGAUCAGAUGCUCUGAAAUCCAAACUUCAGACGCUAGAGAAGGACUCAGACAAAGCUCGUGCAGAAGUAAAAGAGAAAGCGGAAGAAGUUGAGAAAUAUCAGGAAGCAAUUAAAGUUGCUGAACUACAGAGCCAAGAGGAGAAGCAGGACUUAUUGAAUAAGCUGAGCGUCUCACUGGAACACAUGCAUGCAAAUGAGGGAAAAAAUCGACUCUUAAUGGAGCAGAACGAGGCUCUUUUGGAGAAAAGUGACCAGAUGAAAGUGGAACUUGAGGCUUUAGUGCCACAGAAAUUUUUGGAAGUUUUAGCCGUCGAAAAGACGGCAGCAGAAACAAAGCAGGAGCUCAGUGAUGACAAAAGUGUUUUAACUGAGGAGCUUGAAAAAGCACAACUGCAUUGUUCUGAAACACAAACGAAGUUGGAUUUCUUAAAGCAAGAAAAUGGAAAUGCUUUCCGAUUAAUCGGUGAACUCAGAGAUGAGGUGACGGCGCUGAAUGAGCAGCUGAAGGAGAAAGUAACUGAGCAGCUCCAUCAAAACAAGCUUCAAACAAACAAACAGGAGGAUGUGAACAAAGAAUUCCCCUGUUCGUCCGGCAGAUGUGCGGAAAACUUUGAAGUGGAACUAAAGGAGAGAGACGACGCCUUGUCAGUUUCUCAGGCUCAAGUUUCAGAAAAGGAAGAACUAAUAUCUGCACUCGAACUGCAAUUGCAUCGUCAAAUUAAAAUGCAUGAAAGUGCCGUUGAAAAGAUGAGAACAGAGGCUGAUGAGCUUCAGAAAUCUGGAUUCGACGGCACCAAAGCGAACGAUCAGGACAGCCGGAGCAAAGCUGCUCUCCUAACCAGGAAACUUCAAGCAGCUUUAGUUUCCAGGAAAGAGCUCUUGAAGGGAAACGCAACGCUCAAAGAAGAAGUAGAAAAGAUGUCAGCCAAACAUGACGCCAAAGAAGCUGAGUACCGCUCUCUGGAGUCGUCUGUGCUGAAGUUAAAACAGCAGAACGUGGAGCUGGAAAGCUCCGUGUCGUCUCUGGCCAGGGAGAAAGACGAGCUCAGCGGCGAGGCGGAUGGCGUCUUCAGCGAUAAUCGCAGCCUGUCAGCCGCCUGCGAAAGCUUGAAACUAACCAUAGAAAGCAUCACGCAGCAGAAACAAGCCUUCUCCUGCCAGCUCGAGUCUCUGAAGGACUCUCAGACAGAGGAGCUGUCCAAGUGGAAGUCCAAGCACGCCGAGCUGAAGCAAGAGUACGAGUCUCUUCUUCAGGCUUAUGAGAACGUGAGCAGUGAAAUGGACAAGAUGAGACAGCUUUUGGAGGGGGCUAAACGAGACCGGCAGGAAGCCCUCAGAAAAAUCCACAAACAUGAGACCGAGAUGGAGAUUCUGGACAAGCGAGCUCGAGAGACAGAGGAAGAAAAUGGGAGAAUUAAAGAGAGGAUGCACAAAUUUUCCAAAGAGAAGCGGCAGAAGAUGGAGGAGCUGGAGGAGGAGAAUCAGAAAAUUAGAAAAGAGCUGGCUGAGCUCGAGGAAAACCACAAACUGGCAACGUGCAAGCUGACUGAUAAAGAUCAACAAUCGGAGGCAGAGAUUUGCAAACUCAGAGAGAAACUCACUGAAUUGGAGGUUGAAAAUAACCAACUGGCAGAAAAGCUUGAAGUGGCGAGCCGUUCGUUGGAAGAGAAGCACUCUGAAUCAAACACGUACACAAACAACAUGCAGCUCAAACUUGACGAAGCACUCAGUUUGAAUAAUUCCCUGAUGGCCCAGAUCGAGGCCCAGAAAACAGAACUCGGAGCUCAGUUGGAAAUCAACAAUCUGUUACAAAAAGAGAAGCAACAUCUUUGUGAAAGAUUGGAGAAGAUGCAGAACGAUCACGAGCUGCAGCUGGAAAAGAAAGACGACGACAUUAAAGAGCUCAAAGAUGUCAUCAACAAACACACCCGAGAGAGCGUCAGCCAGAAUGAGAAGGUGAGGAUCUUGGAGGAUGACAAGUCUCUUCUACAGGAGGAGCUUGAAAACGUUCAAGAGAUUUCAGACAAGUGGAAAAAUGAAAAUGAGUAUCUGGAAACUGUGAUCCUGAAAAACUCCGAGAGUAUCGAUGAACUGACCGAGUCCGUCUCCGUUUUGCAAACCCAAAACACGCAGCUGUCCUCUCAGCUGGCGGCGAUCAAAGAAAUGAGCGGUCGAGUUCGCCAAGAAAAAGAGGAGGAGCAGCUCAAACUGGUCCGAGAGUUCGAGGAGAAGCUCAAGACGGUUCAGAGGGGCAGCCAGGGCUCCAAGAACGUGAAGAAAGAACUGCAAGAGCUGCUCAGAGAGAAGCACCACGAGAUAAAUCACCUGCAGCAAAACUGCAUUAAAUACCAGGAAGUGAUCUUGGAUCUGGAGAGCGCUGUGAAGAGCUCACGGUCAGCCUGUGAACACUUGGAGAGAGAGCUGAAGAAAAGCUCAGAGCAAACGUCGGCUUUGGGGGAGAGAAGUAAACUGGUUGAAGCCGAGCUGACGACACACAAGGAGCUCCUCCAGGAGGCCACGGAGAAGAUCCUGGGUGUUGAGUCUGAACGAGACCAGCUGGCUCUGGACAUCUCACAGGAAAGUAACAAAUCUGAGGAUCACAAAAUCACAACAUCAUCACCAAGUAUAGAUGACAAACAAUUCAAUUCUUAUUUGGAUAAUCAGUUUAUGUUACAACAGCAGAUAGAAGACCUUAAGGACCUGAGAGAUAAAGAAAGUCAAAAAGUGAUUGAGCUGAGGCAGCACUUAGACUCUCAGGAUCUUCAGAUUAAUACUCUGAAGAGAUCGGCUGAGACCAACGAGGUGAAGAUGUCCGCUUUAUCCGCCACUCCUCAAGGCGCAGAUGCUUCCAAACGCUGGAGUGAUUUGUACCAAAAGACGUUACACGAGAAGGACAGCCAGCUCCUGGAGCAGGGUUUCAUGAUCAAGCGGUUCCUGGAGGACAUGAGAGUGAAAGACAAAGAGGUGAAUGAGCUCCGAGUGACCAAGUCCCGACUGGAGAGGACUCUCAGCGAAUACUCCGUCGCUGCCGCGGCGCAGCAGAGGCAGCUGUUUGUCCUGAGCGCGAGCAACACUGAGCUCUCCGAGACCGUGGAGCUCAUGGACGCACAGGUGAGGGAGCUCGGCGCUCACGCCCAAAGAAUCGAACAAGAUAAAAACAUGCUUAACCGACAGCUCGCAGACAAGGAAGACGUGAUUUCCCAAACGCAGCUAAAUCUGCAGCAGGUGGAGAAGACAAACGCAGACUUGGACGCUCAGCUGUUGCUUUUACGGUCUCUAAAUGACAAAGUUCAAGCAGACUUUGAGAAGCAGGGGGGGAUUUCUCUGCAGCUGAAAACACUCCUCCACGGCAAAGACGCUGAGAUCUCCUCCUUGCUGUCCUGCAGAGACGGACAGAUGUCCGGAUAUCUGGAACAACUCCAGGCUAAUCAUCGCGCCCAGUCAGCCGUGUACGAGGACAGGUUGGCGUCAUCACGCUACCAGAGAGAGACGGCCGACAAAGAGCUGAGAGGCCUCGAAGCAAAGGUGAGAAGCCUGCAAGUUAAAGUGGACCGGUCGAUCCAGGAGAAGGAGCAGGCGGCCGCUAAGAUGGAGUCGUUCAAGAACUCGAUGGUGUCUCUACAGAGCGAACGGGAGCGACUGGCGUCAGAAUACAGGAUCCUUGAAGCAAAGAGCCAGUUAGGGUUAAAGGGGAAAGACGGCUCAGCUGACUGGGAGGGCGGCGCCACCAAAGGCCUCAAACAUGAAAUACGGAAGCUGUUGCAUCAAAUGGAUGAUCUCAACUCAGAGAACGCUAUGCUCAGGGCUCAACUGGUCCGGUACAGGGAGGAUCUGAAUCAGGUUUUAUUCCUGAAGGACAACCAGCUGAAGGGGCUGCUGAAGAAGCAGCAGGAUGUGAUCAAAGACCUGGAAGACCAAAAAGCUGCUGCCAAAAAGCAGCACAGAGAAUCUCGGUUGGACCUUCAAAAGGAGGGAGAGGCGAGUGAUAUUUUAAGAGCAGAGAUCUCUCAACUCAAAGCUCAGGUUUCCAGUCUGGAGGCUGACUUGUUAACUCUAAAACAAGAACGAGCUGCGACGAAUGAAGGCAAAGUGAUCUCUGAUUUGCAGGAAGCGGUCGCAGCCAAAGCGGCUGAAUGUAACAACCUCCAGCAGAAGCUUCUUGCUCAGAAGGUCCUGACUGAUGAGCUGAAGGAAAAAAUGCAGCUGGUGGAGACUGAAACGGACAAAAACCUGGCGCAAGCUGAGGACAAGUACAACAGCGAGCUGGAUGCCUUCGAGCGCGAGGUGGAGCUGAUGAGGACCGAGCGGGAGACGGCGGACCUGAGGACGGCGGAGCUCGCUACAGAGCUGCUGGAGAUGGAGCAGCAGCUAUCAGAGGCCAAGACACAGAGCAAAGACACCAAGGCUCAGAACGAGUCCAUGUGCAGAGCCAUGGCCGCUCUGCAGAACGACCGAGACCAGCUCAUCGAGGACUUCAAGAUCCUGAGAAACGGAUACAACGAGGAGCUCCGAGAGACUCGGGCGGCCCUGAUCAAGGUGGAGCGCGGCCUGCGGGACGCCACGUCCGACCUGGCGAUGUUCGCCAAACAGAGGGACGUCCUUGUUCGGAAGUCAGCAGCUUUAGAGAACAGAGAGGCGCACGCAGAGCUGAGCAAGUUGCUGGAUGAGCUGUCGAGGGAGUUGCCGGAGAAGGAAAAGGAGCUUAAGCGGGUCGUCCUGGAGAACGACACGUUCAGCAGGCAGCUGUCGGCGUUCUCCAGAUCCAUGGCCAGCCUCCAAAACGACCGUGAGCGGCUGAUGGAGGAGCUGGCCGGGGCCAAAAGAGCGGUUGAGUCCAGGCAAGGGUCGAGUCCGGAGACGGGAAAGUCAAAAGGAAGUGUCCUCCAGAGUGAGAAGGAAGGGCCGGAGGUGGAAGAACUGCAGCAAACUCACAGAGUUCCACCUGAAAGAGAAAUCAGCAGCUACCAGCAAGGAUCGACAGAGCUGAGAUCUGACGCAGGGAGGAAGGACACGCUGCCAGUCAAGGAAUCGGUUGUUUUGGCCGGUCGGAGCGGAGCGGACGAGGCGGUGAGUCGCUUGGAGGCCGAGAGGAUCCAGCUCCACAGAGACCUGCAGCGCUGCUUGUACGAGAUGCAGCAGCGAGACCAGUACUCCCAGCAGCUCAACCUGAAGCUGCAGCAGGCGGUGCUGGAGAAAGGUGCUGCUGCAGCUCAGUUGAAAGCCGUCUCCCAAACCCUGAGGGACGCCCAGGAUCGCUGCCACUGGCUGGAGCACCAGGUUCAGUCUCAGGGGUCAGUGUUUGCUGAGGUUGCACCCGGAGCCCCUCAGGAGAGGAGCAACGACUCCACGAUGGCUGAAACCGCUGAAGCCAGUCAGCUCCGAGAUCGGUGA
This is a messenger RNA of Anarrhichthys ocellatus (wolf-eel), 14267 nucleotides long. RefSeq names its product golgin subfamily B member 1-like. The transcript has 23 exons. Gene Ontology annotation, cellular component: Golgi apparatus. The record is from RefSeq and is a predicted model, not a curated record. Bases 150 to 14267 code for a protein of 4705 amino acids. NCBI's taxonomy places the organism in Eukaryota, Metazoa, Chordata, Actinopteri, Perciformes, Anarhichadidae.